AUGGGCACAGGCUGGGAGCUCACCAAGCCCCUCAGAGACAAAAUCUAUCGAUAUGCCACCUACCCUCAGACGUCCAUCAAUAUCCGGCAAAUGGUUCAAUUUGGACCGUCUCCAUCGCCAGGGUCCAUCUUUUUGGCGUCCCAGUUCAUUGUGGAGGAAUUACCCAUUCGUUUGGCGGUAAAGGUCAAAGACUUGGAAAACGCUCCAUUGGGGCUUCUGGAAAUGCCGCUGACCAUUAAAGUUAAGAACUGGUAUGCACAGCUGUUCGAGGAAUUGACGCUGUUGCCCAAACCGAAGGUCGACGACAAGUUACGCGAGUUGUUGUACAGUACAAGUGGCGUACGGUCGGUGGACAGCGAGUCCUUCGACGACAACACCUUGAUGGAGACCACCAACUUGGCCCACGAACAGAAAUCGAACCCGGCAGUCAACAAUGUGUUUUCUGACGAUGGUAUCGUAGUCAGACCGCAUUCUGGAUCGGCAUCGUCUGAGCUGCUGUGGACGUCUUCUGCAUCGUCGGGUUCGUCUGGCUCGUCCUCCUCGUCAUCAUCCAUGGCAGCCCGCUCGGAUUCCCCCACAUAUGGCUUGACCUACUUCAACCUGUGUCCCAUGAACAUCGUGUGGCCCAAAGAGGUGUACGACUACAAUAAGCUAGUGUACGAUGCGCUUCUGAAGAUCAAAAAGAGACACGACGCUACGGUAGCAACCAUGGCCCAGGGUGUCCAAGAAUGGAAGACCGAGCACAAGUUGGUGUCAGUCAACUCGUCUAUUCAGACGUUUUUGGACCGUUUCUACAUGCUGAGAAUCGGCAUUCGUAUGCUUAUUGGUCAGCACAUUGCAUUGAACAUGUCGCAGGCACUGCCAACCAGACAGCGUCUUCUGAAGUUUUUGAAUGGAGCUAACAGUGCACCAGCACCAAAGAACGCCAGAAACAAUUACGUGGGUGUCAUCUGUACAGACUGUAACGUCAAAGAGAUUGCCGAGGAUGCCGUCGAGACCGCCAAGUACAUCUGUGAAGAGUACUAUGGUCUUUUCGAGGCUCCUGAGAUCCAAUUGAUUGCUCCCCAGCAACUGGUGAGCUUCAUGUACGUGCCGGGCCACUUGAUUCAUAUGUUCUUCGAGGUUUUAAAGAAUUCCUUGAGAGCCACCAUUGAGUUUCAUACGCCCAGGCUCAAGGAGCAGAUGAUGGCAGAGGACCCCAACCUCAAAGCCGAGGAUAUCGACUUGAACGACUUGAAGUUUCCUCCCAUCAAGGUUAUCAUCAGCGAGGGCUACGAAGACAUCGCCAUUAAAAUCUCCGACGAAGGAGGAGGAAUUGCCAGGAGCGAGAUUCCUUUGAUCUGGACUUACUUGUAUACAACGGUGGAUAAAACCCCCACCUUGGAUGCCGAGUACAACCAGUCAAGCUUUAAGGCACCAAUGGCUGGAUUUGGGUAUGGAUUACCCAUCUCCAGACUUUACUCACAGUAUUUUGGAGGCGACUUGAAGUUGAUUUCCAUGGAGGGCUACGGUACCGAUGUUUACAUUCAUUUGAACCGGUUGAGCAGCUCGCUGGAGCCAUUGCCAUAG
Messenger RNA from Sungouiella intermedia, 1569 nucleotides. The record is from the annotation of a GenBank genome assembly. NCBI's taxonomy places the organism in Eukaryota, Fungi, Ascomycota, Pichiomycetes, Serinales, Metschnikowiaceae.